AUGGAUGCCGGACCGCCUCCGCCGUACCCUAAAGCUGUGUAUGCCGAAGACCAACCCACGGGACCUCCUCUACAAAACGGCGCUUAUCCCUACCAACAAGCCGGCACGCAGCCGGAUCCGAACGGAGUCAGUUUCGGACAGGCUCCGUCUCAAAAUGGCGAUUAUCCGUACCAACAAGCUGGCAUGCAGCUGGAUCCGAAUGGAGUGAGUUUGGGACAAGUCCCAUAUCCUCCCCCUGCGGUCACCGCUCAGCCAGUGGUCACCUCGAAAGGUGUCAUAGUGGAGGAACGUGCGGCGCUACCUGACGUUGCUGAGCCACCUGCACACGUGCACGGCAAGAAGAGACGUCACAAGCAUCACCGCUCGAGAGGUGACUGCGGCAACUGCUACUGUGGUUCAUGUCCCGGAUGUGACUGCGGCGAUUGCGGUGACUGCGGUGACUGUGGUGACUGUUGUGGUGACUGCGGGGGCUGCGACUGCGGGGGUUGUGACUGUGGGGGUUGCAAUUGUGACUGCGGGGGUUGUGUCAUUAUGCAGAAGUGCCCCAUGUUUGUUUCCAUCCACAGUGCUGAAUGA
This is a messenger RNA of Branchiostoma floridae (Florida lancelet), 576 nucleotides long. RefSeq lists its product as uncharacterized. The record is from RefSeq and is a predicted model, not a curated record. Bases 1 to 576 code for a protein of 191 amino acids. Lineage: Eukaryota; Metazoa; Chordata; Leptocardii; Amphioxiformes; Branchiostomatidae. The transcript is spliced from 2 exons.